AAAGUCUAAAAAGAUGCAUCGUUUACUUGACAUGGAUCAGUCGGGAGAAAAACGUCAAGUGGUCAACAGCACGCUUUUGGGCGCAACGAAUCUGUAUUUAUUCACGACACGAGAAGAAUUUUUUUGGUUUGUGGUUAGUUAUCGAUUAUUAUUAUCAUUAUUAUUAUUUGCAAGUAUGCAAACGGUUUAAAGUGAGGUAGGGACGAAAGGAAGAAGGAUGGAUGUUUCGAAGCUGUUAGCGUUUGCCACCCUUAUCGCGAUUUACAACACGACUGGCACUUCGGGUGGGAAGGGGUGGGGAAAACAUCACCAUAAAUACCCUGUUAAACCCCUCUUCGGCGUGGGCGUGGGGUACAAAAAGGUCGUCUCGUAUAAACCCGUCCUCGUCUUUCAGAAGCAUAAACAUAUCAAGUUAAAGAAACCGAUAGGUUGGGGAUGGGCGUGGGGGUGGAGGCCGCAGCAUCAUCACGGAGGUCAUCACGGAGGUGGUCAUCAGAGGGGUCAUAGCGGAGGAGGGUGGGGAGGGGGACAUAAGCAUCAAGUCGAUCAUCACCACUACCACCACAACGAUAAUGGGUGGGGUUGGGACAAUGGAAACGAAGGGAGUAGCGUGGGAUCUGGUGGGUGGGGAUGGGGGGACCGUGGUGGCGGUGGCGACGACGAGCAUGAAGACUACGGUGGAUGGGAAAGUAAUCUUAAGGCGAAUUGGAGCAGUCCGACGGCACCGAAUAAUAAUAAUGGAAAAAUGGAAGAUCAAAUGCCCGGAUAUUCCGAGAAUGGGUCACGACCACAAGGAAAGGAGGCAGACUUUCACCACGGAGAGAACAAUAAGGGACACACUUCUUCAGAAGAACAAGAUAAGAACGCCAACAAUGGGGAGGAAAUUCUUUACCAGAAUCCGCCCCCACCUCCACCACAACCACAACAAAAUCAAAAUCAGUGGGGAGGUUAUAGAAAUUAUGCCAACUUUAAUAUGGGACAUCCCAUCAGUCCUCCAGUAUUUAUAGUUCCCAAUAAGAAAAAUAGGAAACUUAAGAGGGGAGUGUCAGUCCCGAUCGUACCAUUUUUACCAUUUCCGGGAGGAAAUUUACAACAGUUUCAGCACAAUAGUAGAGUGAGACAGUUUUAAUAAAGAGAGGUAUCCAAUAUAUAUUUGCAUAAGUAACGCUUGAUUGUAUUCAAUGAGAAUAUAGAGAAUAAUAAAUAUUUAACUUUGACCUGAA
Messenger RNA from Folsomia candida, 1223 nucleotides. Its product is annotated as heterogeneous nuclear ribonucleoprotein 87F. NCBI's taxonomy places the organism in Eukaryota, Metazoa, Arthropoda, Collembola, Entomobryomorpha, Isotomidae. The coding region runs from base 218 to 1129 and encodes 303 amino acids. The record is from RefSeq and is a predicted model, not a curated record. The transcript is spliced from 3 exons.